Messenger RNA from Mytilus californianus (California mussel), 1002 nucleotides. RefSeq lists its product as uncharacterized. Lineage: Eukaryota; Metazoa; Mollusca; Bivalvia; Mytilida; Mytilidae. The coding region runs from base 1 to 744 and encodes 247 amino acids. The record is from RefSeq and is a predicted model, not a curated record. The transcript is spliced from 6 exons.
AUGCAAACCACUCAAUUACAGACAACUUACCCUGGUCCAAUUAUCACAACAACUACUGACCAUACAGAUGUAUCCACAACUGAAGUAAUACAAAUGUCUAGUUAUAAAGCACAGAUAGUCACAUUAACAGUUGACAAGGCGUUACCAGUUGAUGAAGGUGACAGACUAGAGUUUACAUGUUCUUUAACAGGCUACCCGAAAGUGGUCCAGUAUAUCAAAACACAAGAUACUGGACCCAUAGUAUACUGGAUAACUAUUGGCGGACGAUGUGACCAGAUACUCUACAACAAGACUUUAUAUAACGCCACAUGUGACAAAUAUUAUUCUAGAUUUUAUCUAGAAAUUCGAAAUGUACCCCGGACUUUUAAUCAACACAAUAUCACAUGUGAAGCUCAGUAUGAUGUAACUACAGGAGAAACACAAAGUGUCACACAGAGUAUAACAUUAGAAGUAAAGCCAAAAAAUACAGAUGAAACAUCUACAGAAAGGCCACUCUCUCACAAUGAGUGUUUAGUAACGGGUAGAAAUAUCCUGAUAGGAUUUGUAGUGGUACUAGUAUUGACACAAAUUAUGGAAUGUGUAAUAGGUUUCAUCCUUUUUCGGAAAGGCAGAAUAGUGUUUACAAAACAAAGGUCGUAUGAAGACGUCAGACGGAACAACAUCGAAGGACAAACGUACAAUACAACGAACAAAGGAACAAAGGAACCAAACUUGGAACAGAUAUACGAUGAUGUUAAAUACUGAUAUGCAGAGAGAGAAAACAUAAACACAUCGUAAAACAUAAAUUGCUUACCUGCAGUAUCACAACAAAUUUGAAAAUAUAGAUUUCAUGCAGAAAUAUAUGAACUAAAAUUAUUAUGUUUCUCUCUUAUGAAAGGGAUAUCACAGUCAAAUUCUUGCAUAAAAUAUGUGUACAUCAAUAGUUUCCUUUUUACCUAUGUUCUCGUAUAUACUUUUUGUAGGCUGCAGGGAUAAUAAGUAUAAGACUCGCUAUUUUCAUUU